This is a messenger RNA of Gigantopelta aegis, 4151 nucleotides long. RefSeq names its product GTPase IMAP family member 4-like. The record is from RefSeq and is a predicted model, not a curated record. The coding region runs from base 112 to 990 and encodes 292 amino acids. Gene Ontology annotation, molecular function: GTP binding. Lineage: Eukaryota; Metazoa; Mollusca; Gastropoda; Neomphalida; Peltospiridae. The transcript is spliced from 3 exons.
CCGGUGGGGACGCUAAAUAUAGACAUAUCCCAGUGAUUAUCGAGCGGAUAGUUGCAAGAGGCUUACUUUGUGCACAAUUUGUUUGUAUCGGAUUAACUGUGUUUAACUAUAAUGGCAGAUUCCAAAUUUACACUACCUGACACCCUGACUUGUGACCGUCCAAAAUAUACACCUAUCAUUCAGGAACCACAGGUACAGGCCACGGAAAGAAAAGACCAAUCAAGCACCAACCAACUGAGAAUCAUCUUGCUGGGAAAAACAGGAUACGAAAAGGCUGCUGCUGGAAAUUGUAUUCUGGGAUCAAAUGUGUUUAACGAAAGUAUAUUCAGUAACAUUGAGACAAGUCGGUCUCGGGACACGACGAUUAACGGGAGGUCCGUAACUGUGGUUAUCACUCCGGGGUUUUGUGACACACAGAGAAGUGAAGAUGAAAUCAAGAAUGAAUUGAGAAAAACAGUACAACCGGGUCGGAAUGUCUUCCUCUACGUAUUUCCUGUUGGCACCAGAUUCACCCCAGAGGAGAAUGACGAAUUUAAAAGAACAUCUGCCUUGUUUGGAGACACAAUGCAUGACCAGUGCAUUAUGGUGUUUACACACAGUGAGAAGCUUCUACAGCAACGUAUGCCCGAGGAAGAGUAUUUGGCUGAUUUGAGCGGCACCCUAAAAGAUAUCAUUGAACGAAUUAAAUGGCGGACAGUCUUCAUUGGAAACGAUUCCACAACUUCAAGGGAAGAUCAAGUAAACAAACUAUUUGAGGUGAUCGAUAAAGUGUAUAAUGAAAAUAAAUUCAACUGUUACACACCGGAAGAUCAUCCAGAAUUGGAAAAAGAAAAGAAACCUAAUUGGGACAUGAGCGCUUUCAAAGGUAUGGUUCAGCGUGGAAUCAGGUGGGUGAAACAAAAUAAACUCUGUGCGUCCAUUUUGUCCGUACUGUCAAUGGGAAUAUCGUGGUAUCUGUAUACGAAACGGUGGAGCCAAAGUUGGAUAUAAGUACAGCCGAAUAUACCAGUCAUCUAUUGUAUACUCAGUAAAAUUAACUCAACUCCAGUAGAUCAUUUCACGCUGUUUCUUUUUGUUUUGAUUUCAAUAUGGUUAACACAAAUACAUUUUCUCCCGUUGCACGAUGUCGACAAGUAUUGUUACGAACAAACAUGUAACGAAUAAUAGCCAAAUGAUAAUUUUAGUAGUGUUUAUAAACACACACAAAACCAACACUGUGCACAAUCGGUGUGUGCAUCAAGAGUGAUAUUCUACUGAAACAGUGUUUACAAGUCAUCUGUGAUCAAAACAUCCUAACAUAAAUUGACACUAGUACCGAAUUACAAAGAAGACUUCCGGCCUUUAAUUAAAUUAGUUGAGCAUAGAAAAUGUUGUUCUACAUUCUGUUACUCAGUGCUGUUGUUAUUUCUGUCAUUCAUCGUUGGUAACAUUUAUAUAUCUUACUAUUGUUAAAAUUUCUAUGUCUUACUAUUAUUAACAUGUCUAUCUCUUACUAUUGUUGACACUUCUAUCUCUUACUAUUGUUAAAAUGCCUAUCUCUUACUAUUGUUAACACUUCUAUAUCCUACUAUUGUUAACAGUUCUAUAUCUUACUAUUGUCAACACUUCUAUCUCUUACUAUUGUUAACACUUCUAUAUCUUACUAUUGUUAACAGUUCUAUAUCUUACUAUUGUCAACACUUCUAUCUCUUACUAUUGUUAAAAUGCCUAUCUCUUACUAUUGUUAACACUUCUAUAUCCUACUAUUGUUAACAGUUCUAUAUCUUACUAUUGUCAACACUUCUAUCUCUUACUAUUGUUAACACUUCUAUAUCUUACUAUUGUUAACAGUUCUAUAUCUUACUAUUGUCAACACUUCUAUCUCUUACUAUUGUUAACACUUCUAUAUCUUACUAUUGAUAACACUUCUAUCUCUUACUAUUGAUAACACUUCUAUAUCUUACUAUUGUUAACACUUCUAUCUCUUACUAUUGUUAACACUUCUAUCUCUUACUAUUGAUAACACUUCUAUCUCUUACUAUUGUUAACACUUCUAUGUCUUACUAUUGUUAACACUUCUAUCUCUUACUAUUGUUAACACUUCUAUGUCUUACUGUUGUUAACACUUCUAUCUCUUACUAUUGAUAACACUUCUAUAUCUUACUAUUGUUAACAUGUCUAUCUCAUAAUAUUGUUAAUACUUGUAUCUCUUACUAUUGUUAACACUUCUAUCAAUUAUUACUGUGUAUUGUAGUCAUCUAAUUAACAUGUGCACGAUUUGCCGUCAUCCGUCAACAUUUGUCAGGUGUGUACUGAUUGUUUAUGUAUCCGUGAUUCUUCUGCAUUACUUGUGAACGACUAUAAGAAAGGAAUUAAAAAGGUGAAGUAAAACGUACCUUAAAGCUAGAACCAAUACAUUUUAAAGCUCUUAACAUGCACGAGGAUGAACAUACAUAGGUAAAAAUGUGAAGUGUCAUUCAAAACCAAAAUUAUGAUUUUUUUUUACAUUUAACAUGCAUUGAGAAGAAUAUCCAUACAUGUAGGUGCAACAUGAACCUGUGAAUAUCAGCUACUGGUUUAGUGGGUUUUUUUUUUUUAAUGAUAUCACUAGUUUGACUAGUCUGAGUUCUUUAAAUUACAUAUUGGUAGCUGUUUAUAACGCCUUUUGUUUUUAAAUAUUGGUUUUUAUAUGCUUUUGAAUAUUAUAUUUUUGUAUAGUUUUGGUGGUUGGAGCUUUUGUUUAUAGCGCUUGAGUGUCAUUAAUGUUUUUUAAAAGUAUAUGUCUUCAUACAUAUUUAGAUGUCUGUAUAAUUAGUUUUGAUUUUAAAAACUUCCAUGUAUUUUCUAAUUAUUAAUAUGAUUUACAUUUGUUGGCCAAUUAUACGAAUUUCAUUGAAAUAACCUUCUUAUGAAUUAUCGCGAAUACGUUCUUUGGAUUGUUUAUGUAUUAUUGUAUUAUUAACUAGUGGUAUAAUUAUCUGAUAUGAACAAGCAAAGCUUACGAGGGGAGGACACAGGAACUUGAUGGGAAAAACAAACAAAAAUAAUGCAGAGAUACAAAAUGUCUAGUAUACUAAAACUUAAAUGGGUGGGGGGUUUUUUUUGGAUUUUUUUUGGGGAGGGGGGGUUGGGUUUUGUUUUUUUUAAGUUUGAAGUUUCAAACGGUAAUCUGGCAAAUGUGCCAAACACUUCAUGAGACGUAUACUUUGAUUCCCCAAAACGGGAAUCCGCUCCCGCUGCCCGUGGUUUGAGAUGUCGUCGUAGCAAUGCAGUGGCCAUCUGAGGAAACAGCUGUUUUUGUUUAUUCCAUUGACAUUUUAGGAUUGUUAUUAACAUAAUGCCACGUGUUUGCCUGUCCCAUUCAUCCCAUUAGCCUAGGCGUUGUUUUACAGUUUAACUUUUCACGUGUCAUGAUUCACGCUUCAUUGAUCCCGUGUAAAAACAAACACACCAGAACAAGACGUUUUGGAAGUACAUGCUCCAUGUGUCACUUUACUGUUACUGCAUUAACGCGUCUAUAUCCGACAGAGAUUCAGGCACGUGUGUCACUUUAAAUCUCCAGGUUGUGUGUCACGCGUGGAAAUAAAUUAAUGAACGAAUAACAGGUAUACUUUCGGUUUCAGAUUUGUAAAUAUGCCCUUUUAAAUCAGUGUAUCCUUGUUGUUUGAUACACGUGACUAAUGGACUUUGUCGAAACCUGCAUGAACGUGAAUUGUGAAAUGUUAAUCAUGACACACGGAAAGUGAACUUCUACGGAAACCCAGCCUAACAGCGGAAAUGUUGCAAAUAAAGUGAUCAUUUUUGUUUCCAUCAGGCCCCAGGUGUGUGUGUGUGUGUGUGUGUGUGUGUGUGUGUGUGUGUGUGUUUCUAUGUGUUGUUGUUUUUUGUUGUUUGUUUGUUGUUGGGUUUGGGGAUUUUUUUGGUGGACCGUCUGGCAUUUUUUUUUUGUAAUUUCGUAAUAUUAUUAUUACAUUUUGUUUCAGGUUUUAGCACACUGAUUGUUAACACAAAUAAAACAAACAAACAACAACAAGACGUUUGGUGUAGUUUAGUAUAACAUGUAUUACAUAUUCAUAGUUGUUUGCUUAUAUAUAUAUAUAUAUAUUGAUGUUUGUUUACGCUUUAUAGUUUGACCCUUGUCGUAGCCUACAUCAAUAAAGGAUUUAUAUCCA